This is a messenger RNA of Dermochelys coriacea (leatherback sea turtle), 4555 nucleotides long. RefSeq names its product keratin, type II cytoskeletal 5-like. Gene Ontology annotation, cellular component: keratin filament. Lineage: Eukaryota; Metazoa; Chordata; Testudines; Dermochelyidae. The record is from RefSeq and is a predicted model, not a curated record. Gene Ontology annotation, molecular function: structural constituent of skin epidermis. Gene Ontology annotation, biological process: intermediate filament organization; keratinization. The transcript is spliced from 8 exons.
CAGGCUUGCUGCGCAGUACCUUGACAUGCAGACAAGCCUUAAGAUCAGGGCUCCAUUGUGCUAGGUACUUUGCAAAUACAGAGUUAGAGACGGUUCCUGCUCUGAAGAUCAAAAUAGAUAAAACUCGGGAGGGGGAAAAGUGGCAUGUUUUACUUAAGAUCGUGCAGCAGAUCUAUGGUAGUGCGUGUCCCAGUCACUAGAUCACGCUGGACUUCUAGGAAAAGGAGGGCCCACAUUCAUGUCAUGUAUAGGAUAUUUUGGGUGGGCUCUUAAGAAACUAGAUUGUGUCACAAAGCAGUCUUGCAUUCAGGUUUCAGUCUGCGUAGUGAAACACAAUAAAGGCACGUAACACUAGCCCAUGUGAUCAUCGCGACGCUGGUAGGCUUAUUUGCCCACAACAGUUUUUUUGCCGAGGUCAAAUAUCCUGGGAUCAGUUCACCCAGAUGUUCCUGAUUUCAUGUCAAAAGGCCACCUGACCUGUUGAAACCCCGUGAGACAGACCAACGGCCUAUUGAUGGGCUGUGAUGUACAGGGCAACACUGGGAUUUCUCCUGUCCUCGCCAGCCCAGAAGGAGUAGCUUUUCUAACCUGCAAGACUCCAGCAUGGUAGAUUCCCCAGAUACCUCAGUGGGUGGAGAUCACUAGAACUAUUCUGAUGUAGUGUGGUUGCAGGGCCCAGUGAGUGACUUGUGCUAAAAGCAGAACACCCCUUGCCAUGAGCACACACAUCAUCAAUUGAAUGUAAUAUCCUGGCAAAAAUAUGUGUGAGCCAGUUCCCUGCGCAACCCACUAAUGGGUCCAUGGUGGAGAUGAGGCACUGGAUGGGGUAGAUCAAUGCUCCAAGGUGGGCCAGAGAAUCCUCUUGCUAGAUGCCUGGCUGGUGGGUUUGGCUCACAUGCUCAGGGGCAUAUUGAUAACACAUUUGGGGUUGGGAAGGCAUUUUCCCCCAGGCCAACCUGACCUGGAGUGUUGGGGGUUUUGACCUUCCUCUGCAGCAUGGGGUGUGGAUUGAUUGCUAGGCUCAUCAAUGCAUAUCUCACUGAAUCAAUUCCCUGCCAUUGCAGGGGUCUUGGGCAGUGGUGUCACCUCUGUCUCUCUUGUUCUCUGCUUGCCAGCUAGUGAAUGACCUUGUCUUUUCUAGCCGAGGCUGAAAGGGGGAUGCUAGAUUGCAGACACUACACAUUUGAUUAGAAUGGUUUGUAAUGAAAUGCCUCAUAUCUCUGCAAACCUAGGUAUGUUCUCCAGCUAGCAUGCGUCCAUCCUCUUAAAUAUGACUGAGACAUGAAAAUGGAGAUUCACAUCUUAACUAAGCAAACCCACAACCUCUUUUCAUUGCUAUAGUUCAGACCGCUUCCCUCUCUUCCCCUGGAUUAAGAAACUGAUUUUGGAGAAUGUUAAUCAACAUUUUUUUCCAAGCAGAAAGUUGAUUUAUGGGGCAAUCCUGGGAUGUGUUGUGUUUUUUGUUUGUUUGUUUUGUCUUCUGAAUUGUGAAAGGCAGGGUAUUUCUUCUGAAUUCACUAAACCAACACUUGCCAACAGGCUUUAAAAAGUCAGUGAUCUGGAUAUAGGAAGGGUCUCACCCUAGGGCAAAAUAAGUCAAGGAAUUUAGAAUGCUGUGUCAUCGAAGUAAGACUCUGGAUAAUCUAUUCUGGGUUGGUACAAGAAAAACACAAGUAAUUUGAGGCAAACACAAGUUCCCAAAGACAACAGUACUAGUGCAGGUUUCUUAGCUCUUUGGAGCGUGUUUCAGGGAAGGUCAGUUUUUUGGCAAAGGGAAGAAGUGAUGGCUCAUCUAAGCCCAGGAAUACAAAAAAUGACACCUUUCUCCACUCUCCUGUUACCUAGCCAACUCCUGAACAGAUUAAAAAGGAAGAGAUUUUCACUGUCCGUAGAGGGACUCAACUGCUUUUGCCCUGGGACUUUCCUCUGGUAGCUCCCCCAUCAAGGUCUCCUUCUCUCUUCUCUUCUGCUGCAGGGGAGCUGCCGCUAUGUCUCGCCAAUUUUCUGGCCAAAGCCUGGGAGGCAGCCUUAGGGGUUUCAGCUCCAGCUCUGCCUGGGUUAGUGGUGGGAGGAAUAAAGUCAGCUUCAGCACAGUGUCACACGGAGGAUGCACAGGGUCAGCCUGGAGUCCCAGAGGCUUUGGCAGUAGGAGCCUGCAUAACUUGGGAGGAAAUAAAAGGAUUUCCAUUGGUGGAUUUGGUGGCACUUGUGGAGGGUUUGGGGCUGGCGGCCAAGUGGGUGAAGGGUUUGGCGGUGGUGCUGGGUUUGGGGGACAGUUCAGUGGUGGGCUCGGUGGUUGCUUUGGUGGUGGGGCUGGAGGAGGAUUUGGUGGUGGAUGGGAUGGUCCUGGAUUUCCUAUUUGCCCACCUGGUGGCAUCCAAGAAGUGAUCAUCAACCAGAACCUCCUGACUCCUCUCAACUUGCAGAUUGACCCAGAGAUCCAGAAAGUGCAGGAAGAGGAAAGGGAGCAGAUGAAGACCCUGAACAACAAUGCCUCCGUCAUUGACAAGGUCCGAUUUCUAGAACAGCAGAAUAAAGUUCUGGAGACAAAAUGGAAACUCUUGCAGGAACAGGGCCAAGGACCCAUUAAAAAGAACCUUGAUCAGCUCUUUGAGGCUUAUAUCAAUGGUUUGAGAAAGCAGCUAGAUGGCCUGUUAAAUGAGAGGAGACAGCUGGAUACUGAGCAGAAGAACUUCCAAGAUCUGGUGGAGGAUUUUAAGAACAAGUAUGAAGAGGAAAUAAACAAGAGGACAGCUGUGGAGAAUGACUUUGUGGGCCUGAAAAAGGUGAGCCAACCAGCCGGCCCACGUUUAUGGGACUUGCAGGAACUGUCUCAGAUGCAGCAGACCGUUUCCGACACCUCCGUGAUCCUGUCUAUGGACAACAACCGAAACCUAGCCUUGGACAGCAUCAUCCGGGAGGUCAAAGCACGGUACAAGGAGAUUGCUCAGAGGAGCCGAGAGGAGGCAGAGUCUUGCUACCAGUGCAAGUUUGAAGAGCUGCAGGUGACAGCUGGGAAACACGGAGACAGUCUACGAGACAGCAAGAGUGAGAUCUCAGAGCUUAACUGGAUGAUCCAAAGGCUAUGGGCUGAAAUAGAAAAUGUGAAGAAGCAGAUAUGUCUUUUUUUCAUGCCCUGUGAAAAGCUGCAGACCUCCAUUGCUGAGGCCGAGCAGCAAGGUGAACUGGUCCUCAAAGACACCAAGGGCUAACUAGCUGAGCUGGAGGGUGCCCUGCAGAAGUCCAAGGCAGACUUGACGCAUCAGCUGCGGGAGUACCAGGAGCUGAUGAACGUCAAGCUGGAUAUUGAGAUCGCCACCUACAGGAAGCUGCUGGAAGGAGAAAAAUGCAGGAUGUCUGGAGAAUGACAAAGUACUGUGAGUAUCGCCAUGGUGGGUGGCAGCUUAGCCUCUGGAGGUGGACUUGGAGGUGGGAUUUGCCUUGGAGGAGGAGGAGGCCACUGUGGUGGAAUAGGUUUCAGUUCCAGAAGUGGAAGAGGUGGAUAUACCUUAGGUGGAGGAUCCACCUCCGGAGGAGGAUAUAAUGGAGGCAGGGGAGGGUACAGAUCAGGAGGCAGGUCCAGCACCAUUGCGAAAACAACCAUCACUUCCACGCCGGUGAAUUCGACAAGCAGGAGAGACUAGAAGAUGGUAGCCUUCUCUUAUCAUCUAAUGGCUGCAGCUCAGCCCCUCCACCCAUCCCUGACAACCAAAAGAGAAAUGAAUGGUGUCCGUUACAGCUCGAUAACCUGUUAUGUAUUGCCUCAAAGGGACCAACUGUCAUGGUGACAACUGUCACCCAACCAGUUGUCAUGGUAGUGACACCUACUCUCCUUCUAGGUUUAAGCCAGGUACCAUAAUCUAGUUAAAACCACACCAUGAAAUAAACUAUGGCGGAUAAUGGUCAAGAGUUUGAAAAGUGGCUAUCAAUAUGGGGUACCUUCAAUUCUGAAUGACCAGCUUGAAAUACUGAAAAUGGGCUGAUUUAGAGAAAGAAGAGAGGACACACCCUCUAGAAAUCAGGCCCUUUUAAGGUGACUCCAGUGAAGCAUCAAAAACUGCAGCACACAAAAUCUCUCAUCACUUUUGAAAACCUUGGCCAACCAGACAAAACAUACAUGUCUAGCUUAACUCCAUAGACUUCAGAAAGAUCAUACCAGAAACAGAUUUGAGCCCAAAAGAAUGAUAUUCCAUCAGCAACUUGUAGGGAAAAAAUUCUUAUGCAGUAACAUUCAGAAAAUUAAACACUUGUGCAUAUGUCAAGAAAAUGACUUUAACCCAUAAAAUAAAUUAAAUGGAUUUACUAUGUUAAAAAUUUGGGCUGGAUCCUGGUAUAAAUUGGUGCAGCUUCACUGAAGUCAGUGAUUUACACUAACUAAGGAUUUAGCCCCUUUUUGAGUAAGGGCUUGUCUAUACUUGCAGCUAAAUCAGCACUGCUGUGAUCGAUACAGCGGUGUCAAUUUAGCAGGUCUGGUGAAGACCGGUUAAGUCAAUGGCAGAGCAUUCUCCAGACGACUUCUGUACUCCACCUCCCCGAGAAGCAGAAGGUAAGUCAG